AUGGACACGGAAGCGUCAUCUCGCAUUGGAGAGGAUCUGAGGCAAGCCUGGAUGGUUGCCCGUAGUAACAGUGCCAGUCCUGAAAAAGGUAGGUUCAGAUUCAUUCCUCAGAUGUUCGAAAUACAGCAAGUUGCACCACCUGGUGGACUGGCAGAGGACGGGGUGGCCAGGGUGGCGAACGCUUAUCUCAUCGCUCGUGGGUUCGACCCCAGUGAAGCUCAUAACUGGAUGGCCUGUACAGCUACAGUGUGCACUGCUCUGAGAGAUGCGAACCCUGGACUCAGGUUUCAGCCGCGGGACGGCACGGACGAAGCACUUUUCCAGGAGCUCAGUGAUAUUCAGGAGCCGAAGCGCUGGCGUGUUCCUGGCAGGUUCCAGACAAGCGAUAGUAGCUAUGGAGUUGUCCUGGUUGACAACAGCGAGGACCAUGGUGUCGUACGGGGGAGUGAGCAUCUGACCAUCCUGCUCUUGCUCAACUGGUUUGAGGCGUACGAUCGGAAGCACGGCGCUGUGAGGGCAACACAUCCAAUUUUUCAGCGAUGCUCAGCCCGACUUGCUCCAUAUCGCAUACCUCCCUCCAAAAUGUCUGAAGCUGCCAUCACCGACGUGACCAACCCCACGGCCAAAGAGUUACACUGCGCACGGGCUUCCCUCACCGGCGAAGAUGUUACUCCGUUCGAGAACAAGUUCAGGAUCAUGGCAAAGAUGGUCGCUGUUCCAACAAUCGAGCCGCCAGGUAGGCUUGGAGGAGAUGCGAUGAACAGCCUCACCAACACAUUCCGGAUUGCCAGAGGACUGGAUCCUGGCGAUGCUCCGAGCAUACGAGCUUGCGUAGAGUCCUUACGCAAGACGAUCGAGGAGGUAACGCCGUCCAUGUUCUUCGACCCGCGGGGCGAAGAGGGUGAUCUGCUGGAACGAGUAACGUUCGGUAGACUCUGCGACUCUGUCCUCGGAAACCAUUGGCGUUAUGUCGGAUCGAUGGACGGAGCAGGCGCCACCUUUGUAGACGUCGUCUCGGAUCCCAGAGAUACGGGCCUGUAUCCAGGCAAUCUGCUUCGGAGCAUCGAGCAGAUGACCAUACUCAAGCGACUAGUGGACUUCACUGAGCUCGAGAAGCCUCCAAGCAUAAAAUGUUCGCUCCUUUCCAUCAAGAUGUGCCGUGCGAGACUGGUGAGUUUCGAGCUGGCUGGCCACGACAUCUGUGCGUCUGUGACCCGGUGGUUUGAUUAG
Molecule: messenger RNA, 1230 nt
Organism: Saxophila tyrrhenica
Lineage: Eukaryota; Fungi; Ascomycota; Dothideomycetes; Mycosphaerellales; Extremaceae
Exons: 5
Coding region: 1-1230 (409 amino acids)
Source: RefSeq, a predicted model, not a curated record